GCAGGUAUUAGGAAAACAAACCACAUAAGUAGAAGUGAGUUUCAGUUCAGUUUAGUUUCCAACAACCGAACCUUAAAUGUCUUCCUCGAGUUCAUCAAGAUCGGUGGAUCGCCCAAGCGUUGGGCGGAACGAUAGUGAGAGAGGAAUUCCCAAAAAAUGCUACUGUGGUGCUCCACCAAUACUCAAAAACUCAAUGGGGAGAGAGUACCCUGGACGGAGAUAUUUUACGUGCGAAAUGGUCGAGGACGGAGGUGUCCACAUCGGGAAAUGGUGGGAUGAAGCAAUGAUGGAGGAAGCGACAAUGCUGAGGCUGGAGUUGGAGGACGAAACGGAGAGGAUGCGCCGGAGCAAGAUGGAAAAGAUGCGUGAGAAAAUCCAGACACAUAAAGAGGAGAUAGAAAUCUUGUUCGAGCUCCAUGCAAACCAUCAGAAUGCUGUAGCAUUGUUGAAGGAGGAAAUAUCUAAGAAGAGCGAUGGACAAUCAUUGGCUUUGCUGAAGGAGGAGGUAGCGAAGAAGAGCGAUGGAAUAGCAGUUGAGCUGCGAAACGUGUUCGUGGGGAUAGUUCUGGUUGUAGGUCUCCUUAUAUAUGUUCUUAAGUAGUGACAACUUGGAUGGAUCCUUAAAACCGUAAUCGUUGUUACAUUGCAAAUCUCUAUUUACAUUGUGCGAUUGAUGUUAUUAAGUGAAGUAGUUUGGUUUUAUGGAAGAUUAUUUGCGAGUGUGAUUAUAUUAUGAACACAUGUGUGUGAACAGAUGUGUGUGGACAUUCCAGGAUGAAUAUCCAUAUUGAAAUCAGACAGUCCAUUUAAACUCCAUGAUGUUCGGAAAAAUGUGGACACCUUAAGCAUAAUACAAACCUAUUUUGACC
This is a messenger RNA of Arabidopsis arenosa, 869 nucleotides long. The record is from the annotation of a GenBank genome assembly. NCBI's taxonomy places the organism in Eukaryota, Viridiplantae, Streptophyta, Magnoliopsida, Brassicales, Brassicaceae.